Messenger RNA from Empidonax traillii (willow flycatcher), 6876 nucleotides. It is a transcript of the gene ANO4, whose product is annotated as anoctamin 4. The transcript has 28 exons. Gene Ontology annotation, biological process: chloride transmembrane transport. The record is from RefSeq and is a predicted model, not a curated record. Gene Ontology annotation, molecular function: protein dimerization activity; chloride channel activity. The coding region runs from base 490 to 3480 and encodes 996 amino acids. Lineage: Eukaryota; Metazoa; Chordata; Aves; Passeriformes; Tyrannidae. Gene Ontology annotation, cellular component: plasma membrane.
CUUAAUGCCCACCCCCAAGCCCAUCUCUAGGAUGUAAGUAAUGGUGAAAAGAUGAAGAUAAAAGCAGUGCGGUGUGAAUGACUGGAAAUCCAGCAGUCUGGUUUAGCUGCAGUGUUGUGUAGGAGUCGUCUUCAGACUUCUUACCUUUGGUUUUUCAGCACAAACUGCUUGCAGGUUUUUGAAGGCUGUGAAAGGACCUACCGUCUGUGUGUUAGUGUUUUCUGUGUAUCAUCGUAUCACCUUGCUUUUUCCCUGGACAGCUGUGUUCAGAGCUUCAUGUGGAAAUCUUUCUAUUGAAGAGAGAUAAAAAGGAUCCUUAAUCUGAUUCUCUUUGGAUCUUUCUAUUUUUAUGGUAUAAGUUUAUCUAUUCAUGGGGCUGAAAAGCGUGUGCAAAUCUGUCAGAGGAGAACUACAGGAAGCUACUCAGUGUCACAGCAUCCACCUGUGGAUGGGCAUCCUUCACUCCCACAAGUUAGAGGGUCAAUAAAAAUGGAAGCCUCAUCCUCUGGAUCUAUGGUUUCAGCAGUCCCAGGUGGAAAAGCAAAAACCCAUCAGCCAGAAGGAAGAGAGGAUUUGCAGGUUAACCGGCUGGAAACGCAAAUAUGGAUAAAACCAGACAUGCAGAAGACAGAUGUGGACUUUUCAGAAAUUCUUAAUGCAAUACAAGAAAUAGCUAAGGAUGUCAAUAUUUUCUUUGAUGAGUUAGAAGGUGUGAACAGCCCUUCCAAAGAUGAUGACUCCCUGCUUCACCAUGGGAACUUGACCAGUACUUCUGAUGAUGCCAGCAGGUUGGAAGUUGUGGGAGAGGAAGUACCUGAUAAGAACAAAACCAGUGGACUAUAUUUUAGAGAUGGGAAAUGUCGGAUUGACUACAUCCUUGUGUAUAGAAAAUCUAAUCCACAGACAGAGAAGAGGGAAGUAUUUGAGAGAAAUAUCAGAGCAGAAGGGCUUCAAAUGGAAAAAGAAUCAUCUCUAACAAACAGUGACAUCAUCUUCGUGAAACUGCAUGCCCCUUGGGAGGUCCUGGGCAAAUAUGCUGAACUAAUGAAUGUAAGAAUGCCUUUCAGGCCCUUUAACCCCUUCAAUGCUGGAGCCCCCUGCAUACUUGUGCGCUGCUGUUUUUUAAAUGGACAUUUCAUUGAAAUCAAUGGGAGGUCAAGAAGAUCCAGGAGAAAAAUCUAUUACCUGCACCGCCGAUACAAGUUCAUGAAUAGGAUCGAGAAACAAAUAAGCAGGUUCCGAGGAUGGUUGCCCAAAAAGCCAAUGAAACUGGACAAGGAAACACUGCCAGAUCUGGAGGAGAAUGACUGCUAUACUGCUCCAUUCAGCCAACAAAGAAUCCAUCACUUCAUAAUACACAACAAAGAUACUUUCUUCAAUAAUGCUACAAGAAGUAGAAUUGUACACCAUAUCUUACAAAGGGUGAAAUAUGAAGAAGGGAAAAACAAAAUUGGUCUGAAUCGAUUGCUCAGUAAUGGCUCCUAUGAAGCUGCAUUUCCUCUUCAUGAGGGAAGUUACAGAAGUAAGAAUUCGAUAAAAACCCAUGGGGCAGAAAACCACAGACACUUGCUCUAUGAGUGCUGGGCUUCCUGGGGAGUGUGGUAUAAAUACCAGCCUCUGGAUCUUGUAAGGCGGUACUUUGGUGAGAAAAUUGGACUGUACUUUGCCUGGUUAGGCUGGUACACGGGAAUGCUCUUCCCAGCUGCCUUCAUUGGAUUGUUUGUCUUUUUGUACGGAGUCACCACUUUGAACCACUGCCAAGUCAGUAAAGAAGUCUGUCAAGCUACAGAUAUCAUAAUGUGUCCUAUAUGUGAUAAAUACUGCCCCUUUAUGAGGUUGUCAGACAGCUGCAUUUAUGCCAAGGUUACCCACCUUUUUGACAAUGGAGCUACUGUCUUUUUUGCUGUUUUCAUGGCUGUGUGGGCAACUGUUUUUCUGGAGUUUUGGAAAAGAAGGCGAGCCGUAAUUGCUUAUGACUGGGACUUGAUAGACUGGGAAGAAGAAGAGGAGGAGAUACGUCCGCAGUUUGAAGCCAAAUACUCCAAGAAAGAACGAAUGAACCCCAUAUCUGGGAAGCCAGAGCCUUAUCAAGCAUUUGCAGAUAAAUGCAGCAGACUCAUCGUUUCUGCAUCGGGAAUAUUUUUUAUGAUCUGUGUGGUGAUUGCUGCUGUUUUUGGCAUUGUUAUUUACCGUGUUGUGACUGUCAGCACUUUUGCUGCCUUUAAGUGGGCUUUAAUCAGGAAUAACUCUCAGGUUGCAACUACAGGGACUGCAGUGUGCAUCAACUUUUGCAUCAUCAUGCUACUGAAUGUGCUGUAUGAAAAGGUUGCUCUUUUCCUGACAAAUUUAGAGCAGCCUCGUACUGAAUCCGAGUGGGAGAACAGCUUCACUCUGAAAAUGUUUCUUUUUCAGUUUGUCAAUCUGAACAGCUCUACGUUUUAUAUAGCAUUCUUCCUUGGAAGAUUUACAGGACACCCUGGUGCCUACUUAAGGCUGAUAAACCGGUGGAGACUGGAAGAGUGCCACCCUAGUGGAUGCCUUAUUGAUCUCUGUAUGCAAAUGGGUAUUAUAAUGGUGUUAAAGCAGACAUGGAAUAAUUUCAUGGAACUUGGCUAUCCGCUAAUUCAAAACUGGUGGACCAGGAGAAAACUACGACAAGAGUAUGGCACACAGAGAAAAACAAGCUUCCCACAGUGGGAGAAGGAUUAUAAUCUGCAACCUAUGAAUGCUUAUGGACUCUUUGAUGAAUACCUAGAAAUGAUUCUUCAGUUUGGGUUCACAACCAUUUUUGUGGCAGCUUUUCCACUGGCACCACUUCUGGCCUUACUUAACAAUAUUAUUGAAAUUCGGCUUGAUGCUUACAAAUUUGUUACCCAGUGGAGAAGACCUUUAGCUUCAAGAGCCAAAGAUAUAGGAAUCUGGUAUGGGAUCCUAGAAGGCAUUGGAAUUCUUUCUGUUAUCACAAAUGCAUUUGUUAUAGCAGUGACAUCGGAUUUCAUCCCUCGGCUUGUUUAUGCUUACAAAUAUGGACCUUGUGCUGGCCAAGGAGAAGCUGGACAAAAGUGUAUGGUUGGCUAUGUUAAUGCCAGUUUAUCGGUAUUUUUGGUGUCUGACUUUGAAAACCGUUCAGAGCCGACAUCAAAUGGAAGUGAAUUCUCUGGUUCACCGUUAAAAUAUUGCAGGUACAGAGACUACCGAGACCCUCCUCAUUCCCCAGUGCCCUAUGGUUACACACUGCAGUUCUGGCAUGUCUUAGCAGCACGGUUGGCUUUCAUUAUUGUAUUUGAGCACCUCGUCUUUUGCAUAAAGCACCUGAUCUCCUACUUAAUCCCAGAUCUUCCAAAAGAUCUGAGAGAUCGGAUGAGGAGAGAAAAGUACCUGAUUCAGGAAAUGAUGUAUGAAGCUGAACUAGAACGUCUGCAGAAAGAGCGGAAGGAAAGGAAAAAGAAUGGAAAAUCUUAUCACAAUGAGUGGCCAUGAGGGGUGAGGAAGAAGGUGCUUAAAAGAAGAUAAGAAUUCUGUUGAUAAAGAAUUCCUGGUUUUCUACUGUGGAGAGUGCACUGAAAGUCAGUAAUGUUGUGUGCACUUAGCACAUGUGGGCCCCUGUUUAAUAGGGUGGAUAUUGUCAUAAGCAUUUUGAAAUUUGAGGUCUUUGCAAGGCUUAGUCUUCUCGAGAGCUGAUGUGAACAUAAACACAUCAGCCCAGUGCUUAGUCUCUGCACUCUUUCCAGGAAGCUCCCAGGCCCUGACUUAAAUUCAAGGCCCUGAACUUCAAAGCAGUUAUAUAUCUUACAGUGCUUUACAGAACUUGGUGAUCUUACAGCUCAUUCUCACGAAGUUGCUACUUCAUAAUCAGUGAUGCGCCUUGGCAACAUGGCAGUACUUGUCCGUGUGUGUGGCCACCACCUGCAGCACGUGCAUGGCAGCGUUGCUCUCUUCCACAGUGGACUGAACUGUGCUAGUUUGCAUUUGCCACCAGUUAUGGUCACAUACGUGGACCAUUUCCAUUGCUCAACAAUACUGAAGUACUAUUUAGGAGGAGAUGCAUGAUCAUGAGUCUGAUCAACUGGUCUAACAAUGCUGAAAAAUGUAGGCAUGCAGAAGUGCUGACAGAUAGCCAAGAUUCUAAAUGUGGCCAGAGGUAUUUAACCACAGGGUCAUUUGUUUGGAAAUCAUACUGUGCAAAGUUGGCAAUAUAUUUUAAAUAUUUGAACAGUGCCUUUUCAGCUAUAGGACUGUCUGGUGUCUGAAGGAAUCAAAUCAGGUUAGGGCAUCUUGCCUAGAACUGCCCAUGUAUUUGUAUCGCAAUAUCACAUUGAGCUCUAGUCAGGAAUUAGGGUGUAUUUAUCCAGAAGUCAGACUGUGUCUUAAAGACAUAAGUAAAACAAACAAACAAAAAGAGACAGAUGAACAAAGCUGAAUGAAAAAACACAGUCAUCCUGAAUAUCUACACUUUUAACACUUUCUUCAUUCAUUCUUCCAUUAUCUAUGAAAGGGGUGGAGGGGAAAAAAUAAAACAAAUAAAACAAAUCCUUAAUGCACAGCAAUUCUACACAGGCUGCAAAUUAAACUUGUGCAAAAUAGGCUACUGUCCAUAUCCUUUAGGAAAUUCCAUAGCAUUAAGAAAUUUAAGAUUUCCCAGACCACUAACCCAAAAUAAUGGAGUUGUAGCUCUGAAGACUCCAUUAAGUGUUGGAUGGAGCAAUAUGAAUCAAAAACUCUUCCACCAGUUGUUUCUACAACUUAUUCUGGAAAUAAUUUGAUAGAAGGACUAGAAUUUGCCCUUCUGGACAGAUCACACAAUGCAAGACCCUAUGGAUGGAUAUCUCAAACUUCACAUGACAACAGGACCACUUGCACCAAGAAAGAUAUUACCAAAUUAGAUUUACUGUCUUCUUUCCACUGUAAGGGAGAUCUGUGCUAUUUCCAUGAAGAGGGAAAGUUUUAAUGAAAGGUAAUAUGACUUCAGUAAGGAGAGGGUUGGAAGAAAAUAUGUGUCCCCUCCUCUCUGUAGCCACUGCCUGCCUACACUUUUCUUCCUUGCAGCAAGGAACCUCCUCCAGUAGUGAAUCACUUUCCUACCUGAAGCGGAUAAAUGGCAUAGCAGCUCCCUUUUAUCAGCUGCUCCUGGGUCAAGACUGAAAGUCCCAUGAGCACUGAAAGAAUUUCAGGAUUGGUGUGUUCUGUGCUGACUCAGUGCCAAACUGAUUGGGGAGCACAGCUAGCAGUUGUAGGGUGUAUUCCUGACUAAUGGGGAAGUGAACUUGUUCAUCAUUGCUUCAGCUUACAGCAGCUGCCGACACAUCCCACGUGGACAGUGGGGAAAUAGGAUUAUUUCUGUCUCUGUAGAUAGGGUGUGAGGAUUAGGCAGUGUUGAUCACCAAUACACACAUGCCAGAGUUGUUAGUAUUUGCCAUCCACCACCUACAGUUUUGUACUGCACUUGCAGUCUGGGGACUUUUGGGCAGGAUCGCUGUGCAAAAUCAUAUUCAGAUCAAAUUCAUGUGAACAACUGGGUUAGUAUACCCUCUGUUUAAUACCUAAACCAACAGAUGAUGAGAGCUUAGAAACUGUUUGCUAAAUAGUAAAGUAAGAUGAUUCAUGUAUAAAAUCAGGGUCACCCAUAUGAGUGUGAACCUUUGCAAUUUCCUGCAGUAAGAUAUAGCUUUGUCAACUUAGAUCUCAAUAACUUCCAAGAUCUCAACUAAAACUCAAUAGGAUAUAAACUGACUUCCAGAGGAACCACUUCAAUAAAAUGUGCUGAAACAAAUAAAGCACAGCAUAAACACAAUGGAUAUUAAUUGCUUCUGAGAGUAGUUUUCAACAAAGCUACAUUAUGAUGAAUUUUCCUGACAAUACAUUGCUAGAAGUUGUGUCCCACUCUGCUCUAAAUGAGACCACAGGUUGGCUGCUUGCCAAGAUUGCACUAGUAUGAUGCUGCAAGGAGCUCUGACCUGCCUGACAGACCCUGAGUACACUUCUGUCACUUCAGGUUGACCAGUCAACCCAUCGAGGUUUCUUUGCUGCUGGUGUGCUGAAUAGAUUUCCCUGGAGUCCUUCAGAGCUAUAUAGAAGAACACUCAGAAAACAUGCCCUCUUUUAUUUAGUGGUAAAAUAAAAAUAAUAGGACAAUAAUAAAUGGAAUUUUAAUGGUCUCUAGAUAGUUAAUUUAUGCCAUUCCCUUCCUGAUCUGAUAAUGGUUUUGCUUAAACCUCCAGGUGACCAUUCUGUAUGUUGUUUACUUAUUCCAGCUCCACAAGAGCACCACCUUCAAGGGAAUGAGAAAAAUUGCAAUCUCAUGCAUGCCACAGACACAUUACAUAGCAAGCAGGACAGCACACACUGGAGGAUUUACUGUGAAAUUAUCUUGCAAUCAGCAUAGGAUUGAUCUCCAUAGACCACUCUUGACAAUAGCAUGUACUUCAUGAGCAGUUACACACCAGUUUUUAAAACCAAGAAAAAAAUUGUAUAUUGGGACUAUUUUUCAGCCUGUUUGCUACAUUUUUUGCAUUCUGUCCCAUGCUGGUUUUACAGAUCUUAGAAUAAAAAGUGUAAAUGAAAACCUGGAUACUUUGACAAAAGAAAAAUCUAGGUACAGAACAUCAUCUGCAUUCAAGCCACCAAACACUAUGACAGAAACCGUGUUUACAAAUCAGUCCUUUUUUAUUUUAAAUCUUUCUGAAGGGAGUUACAUUAUUUACCAUAUAUAUAAUAUAUAUAUAUAUAAAGUAUAUAGAGAGAUUGUUUAUUUGUAAAUAGAAAAAUUCUAUGGAGAAGAAUGUCAAGUUUUCACACUUUAAAAAAGAUCAUCAACAUAAAGCCAUGUUUAAUGCUUGUAUAAUGUGAUAUAAUAAACUUUAAAAUAAAUUAUGCAUA